Messenger RNA from Branchiostoma floridae (Florida lancelet), 1269 nucleotides. RefSeq names its product peripheral myelin protein 22-like. The record is from RefSeq and is a predicted model, not a curated record. Bases 306 to 869 code for a protein of 187 amino acids. Gene Ontology annotation, cellular component: plasma membrane. NCBI's taxonomy places the organism in Eukaryota, Metazoa, Chordata, Leptocardii, Amphioxiformes, Branchiostomatidae. The transcript is spliced from 3 exons.
ACGCGUGAUAAUCUUGCGUGACAGGUGACCCCCAGGCGGAAUCACCUACAAGGGAACGCCCAGGCCCGUCACAGGCAGGUCGGGGUCGUCCGUAGUAGUGCAGUGGGCUGGUCUUCAACUGGGGAAGUCAAGCGGAAAAUCGCCAGUGGUUGAACGACAUCUCCAGACGCAGUUCGUGGGAAAACAACGACACAACUACCAUCUAAUCGCUUCACUCCCUCCAAUCCGCAUCUACGACUCCCCGAACAGUCCGAUCUAGGAUAUAUAGGGGACGAGGAACUGAGGAAGAAGAAAAGGAGGUGACAAUGGUGCUGUGCUGUCGGAUGCAGGAGAUCCGAGCCCUGGCCUGCUUGCUGGCGGCAGCCACCCUGGUCCUAACCGUCGUGGCCACCGCCACCAGCACCUGGCGCGUCACGGAGGAGACCUUCUUCAGGGAGAGCUUCGGGAUUUUCAUAUCGUGCAGAUUCCAGGGGUACUACCGGAGCUGUAAGCUACUGGAUAUCGGUACCGACGAGGGCUGGCUGCACGCCGUCCGGUUCCUCAUGGUGUUCUCCGUCUUCACGGCGUUCGUCGCCUUGGUGCUGGGCAUUCUGGGAUUCAUCUGUAUUUCUCACAAGAUCAACCAGCCCAAAGUUGCCGGCGCACUCAUGAUCCUCACAGGUCUCCUAAUCAUGAUCGCCGCUGCGCUGUACACCGGCUUCAUCCGUGGUACCCCGGGCCCCGGCGGUGUGGUGCUGUACUGGGGAUACUCCUACAUCAUCGCCUGGGUCUGCAUGGUGCUGGCGCUCAUCUCCGGGCUUCUCUUCUUCCUCGUGUACGACCUGCCCAAGGACAUGUGGGAUCCGUAUGAAGGCAGCAUCUAUAUGUAAAUUCAAGGUUUCCACCUAGUUCUUGCACUGUAUUUAGUGUUUACUCGCAUGAAUACGUUGUUAUACCAUGUCAUGCAGCCGACGAGCUUCGAUCGUAUCUAUUGAUGAUCAGGUGGUUGUCGACUGUAAAAAUCACCACAGACUGGAGCAUAUUUGUCGCCUAAAAUCUAUCCCACCACAUUCGACGGGGUUGUUGGAUCUGUGAACUUCAGCCGAUCUUUAAAAAUCGCGCGAUGGUCAAGAGAACACCUGGUGUAUUGCCGUCGAAAACGACUUGUCGACAGGCUCAUUUUACUGUUGUGUAACAAGGGCUUAAAGGUCUCUGUAGCCAUUAUUUCACCCAAGCUAUAGAAUAGUUCACACUUAGAUAUCCAACUUUGUCUGUGGCUGUAUGGCUAUA